Molecule: messenger RNA, 1413 nt
Organism: Fonsecaea multimorphosa CBS 102226
Lineage: Eukaryota; Fungi; Ascomycota; Eurotiomycetes; Chaetothyriales; Herpotrichiellaceae
Exons: 2
Coding region: 1-1413 (470 amino acids)
Source: RefSeq, a predicted model, not a curated record
AUGCGUGAGAACCGUGAGCAGCUCGACAUGAACAUGGCAGGCUUAGCAGGCCUCAACGGCGAGGGUGGCCACGACGAUGGGCUUUCUCGAACAGAAUUCGGCAGAUCCAUGAGAGACAAACACUUCCUCUUCGCAAAGGACUAUACAAACCUAAAUCAAGGCUCCUUUGGUGGCUAUCCUCGCCCGGUCCAGAAAGCGCUACGACGCUAUCAAGAAGCCGCCGAGGCGGAACCGGACAAGUUCAUCCGCUACACCUACCCUCACUUGCUGCGAAAGAGCCGAGCUCUGCUCGCAGACAUGCUUCGCUGUCCCGUCGACGAGCUGGUUCUGUGCGCAAACGUCACGACGGCCACAAACACGGUCCUCCAAAACCUGCCGUGGGAGGAAGGUGAUAAGAUCGUCUAUACCUCUGGUGUCUAUGGCGCGCUGGAGAAGACGAUUGACUACAUCGUCGAGUCGACGCCGGCGGAGAGCGUGCGGAUCGAGUUGGAUCUUCCCCAAAGCGACGACAAGAUCGUGGACCUCUUCCGCAGGACGUUGACGGAGGAAAAGCGCAAGUGUGAGCAAGCUGGUGGCAAAGGUGGUCGGGUGAGGUUGGCUGUCUUCGACACGAUCGUCAGCAUGCCUGGUUUGCGGGUGCCGUUUGAGAGGCUCGUGCAGGUGUGUCGACAAGAAGGCGUGCUGAGCCUGGUCGAUGCGGCGCAUGGCGUGGGCCAUAUCCCUCUCAACCUCUCCGAGCUGGACCCGGAUUUCCUCGUCACAAACUGCCACAAGUGGCUUUUCGUGCCCAGGUCAGUCGCGGCUUUCUUCAUCCCCAAAAGGAACCAGCACUUGAUCCGCACGACGCUGCCGACCUCUCAUGGGUUUGUGCCACAAAGGAGCAAUGAGAUAUAUGAUCCGAUGCCCACCUCGGAGGAAAGAAACCCAAUGGUGAAGCAGUUCGAGUACUUUGGAACCAUUGACGGCGCCCCUUACUGCUGCGUUGAGGAAGCCAUUCGUUUUCGCAACGAAGUUUGUGGCGGCGACGAAGCUAUUCGGACGUAUUGCACCUCCCUGGCGAAGAAGGCGGAAGAGAUACUCGUCGAAACCCUGGGGACAGAGACUUUCGACAUCCCGGAGACACAUAGAGUUUUCUUUGCGCAUGUUCGACUGCCAAUCUCCGUUGGGGUGGGAGGUGGAUUCAACGUGCCCCACAGAGACGUGCCAGCCAUCACCCAAUUCAUGAACAAGGAGUUUGUGGAAAGAUACCGGACUUUCUUGUAUGUGCUGUUCUAUCGAGGGGCCUGGUGGGUGCGCCUGUCCGCCACAGUAUAUGUUGAUUUGGAAGAUUGCAAAUAUGCGGCUCGCAUAUUGAAAGACUUGAGUGAAAGGGUUUGUAGACGGGAGUAUCUGGCGACUAGCCCAGCAACCUGA